AUGGGAAAUGCUACUGUAUUUAUUCUCUUGGGGCUUUCUGAAAACCAAAACAUUGAAGUCCUCUGCUUUGUAUUAUUUCUAGUUUGCUACAUUGCUAUUUGGAUGGGCAAUGUGCUCAUAAUUAUUUCUAUCACUUUCACUCAACUCAUGGAACAACCUAUGUACUUCUUCCUCAAUUACUUAUCACUUUCUGAUCUUUGCUACACAACCACAGUGACACCCAAACUCCUGACUGAUUUACUGGCAGAGAGGAAGAUUAUUUCCUAUAAUAAUUGCAUGACACAGCUAUUUGUUCUUCAUUUCCUUGGAGCCAUAGAGAUCUUCAUUCUCACGGCAAUGGCCUAUGACCGCUACGUGGCCAUCUGCAGGCCUCUGCACUACACUCUCAUUAUGAGCAGACAGAGAUGCAAUGAAAUCCUUGCAGUUUGUUGCACUGGAGGAUUUCUGCACUCAUCCAGUCAGUCCCUUCUCAUUUCCUUUUUGUCCUUUUGUGACCACAAUGAGAUAGAUCACUAUUUCUGUGAUGUGCACCCUUUAUUAAAAUUGGCUUGCACUGAUACACAUAGAAUUGGUCUCUUUGUCAUCGUUGAUUCUGGCCUAAUUGCUUUGGUAACAUUUGUAAUUUUGAUGAUCUCUUAUUUGCUGAUAUUACACACCAUUAGAGUUUACCCUGCAGAGAGCCGUUCCAAAGCUCUUUCCACAUGUAGUUCCCAUAUAACCAUUAUGGUCCUGUUUUUUGUGCCUGUUCUCUUUGUUUACAUGAGACCAAAUAUAACAUUCCCAGAAGACAAAGUGUUUGCUCUUUUCUACACUAUCAUUGCUCCCAUGUUCAACCCUCUGGUCUACACAUUGAGAAACACUGAGAUGAAGAAUGCCAUAAAGAGAGUAUGGUAUCAUCAAAUACCUUUGUUAAAGAAGCACAUUCCAUGA
Messenger RNA from Peromyscus californicus insignis, 930 nucleotides. RefSeq names its product olfactory receptor 4P4-like. Gene Ontology annotation, cellular component: membrane. Gene Ontology annotation, biological process: G protein-coupled receptor signaling pathway. NCBI's taxonomy places the organism in Eukaryota, Metazoa, Chordata, Mammalia, Rodentia, Cricetidae. Gene Ontology annotation, molecular function: G protein-coupled receptor activity; olfactory receptor activity. The transcript has a single exon. The record is from RefSeq and is a predicted model, not a curated record. Bases 1 to 930 code for a protein of 309 amino acids.